Messenger RNA from Episyrphus balteatus (marmalade hoverfly), 5981 nucleotides. RefSeq names its product rho-related BTB domain-containing protein 2 (gene RhoBTB). Gene Ontology annotation, biological process: small GTPase-mediated signal transduction. Lineage: Eukaryota; Metazoa; Arthropoda; Insecta; Diptera; Syrphidae. The coding region runs from base 529 to 2766 and encodes 745 amino acids. Gene Ontology annotation, molecular function: GTPase activity; GTP binding; protein binding. The record is from RefSeq and is a predicted model, not a curated record. The transcript has 16 exons.
AAAAUAACCGUUGCUCUUCCAUUGAGUUCCUAUGCACUUGCACUCACUUGUCGUCUUUUCGUUUAUCAUCGUCGUCGUCUUGUAUCGGAGAAAACGUUCUUUGUUCACCAGAGAAAAAAAAACCCACAUAAUUAAAUAACACACAAUACUUGAAAAAAAAGGGGCACCAAUUUUCUGUGUGUGGAUCAGUUUUUUUAAUUAAUUUUUUGUGAAGAAAAAAAAAUAUUCGCGAAAAAUGUGAAUAAAAUCGUUUGAAUUUUUCUCUCUCGUCCUCUACUCUCCCGAAAAAGGAAACGAAGUUUGGAAAAAACAUAUUACGCAUUAAAACAAGAACAACUCUUCAACUCAACGUCAGAAAAAGGAAAAUCCCAAAAAUAUUCAUUGUUAUUUAAAAAAAAAAGUCGAAGAAGUCAAAGAAAAAGUUUAUAAACCCGCUCCCUAGAGAAAAAUUUUCACAAAAAAAAAGGGAGACAAAAAAAAGAAAGACUGCAGUUUUCUAAAUCGAAUCUGUAAAACGGUAAUGGAAACAUGGAUAACGAACAGCCGCAUCAAGAAUUAGUUAAAUGUGUACUCGUUGGAGACACUGCUGUUGGGAAAACUCGUUUAAUUUGUGCUAGAGCUUGUAAUAAACAUGUAUCGCUAUCACAGCUAUUAUCGACGCAUGUGCCAACUGUUUGGGCUAUUGAUCAAUAUAGGAUAUAUAAAGACGUCCUUGAAAGAUCAUGGGAAGUUGUUGACGGAGUGAAUGUAUCACUUAGGCUUUGGGACACAUUUGGUGAUCAUGACAAAGAUCGAAGAUUUGCUUAUGGAAGAUCCGAUGUAGUCUUAUUGUGCUUCUCAAUAGCAAGUCCAACAUCAUUAAGGAAUUGUAAAGCAAUGUGGUAUCCAGAAAUACGUCGUUUCUGUCCAGAUACACCAGUUAUUUUAGUAGGCUGUAAGAAUGAUUUGCGAUACAUGUAUCGAGAUGAAAAGUAUUUAUCAUAUUUUGGCGAGCGAAGUCCAUUUGUUAGAGCUGCGUUAAAGAGUGAUUUGGUAAUGCCAGACGAGGCUAGAGCUGUGGCUAAGGAACUUGGAGUUGCAUAUUAUGAAACCAGUGUGUUCACAUACUUUGGAGUGAAUGAGCUUUUUGAAAAUGCUAUCCGUUCAGCAUUGAUUGCAAGGCGUCAGCAACGAUUCUGGAUGACAAACCUGAAAAAGGUUCAAAAACCUCUGUUACAGGCACCAUUUCGUCCACCAAAGCCUCCACCACCAGAGGUGACCGUUGUUGUUGGCAAUUACAGGAAAGACAUGUACAGUAUGUUGGUAUCCCAAUGCUACACGGAUCUGAUACUCAUUGUUGGCUCAACAAAAUUUGCUGUGCAUAAAUUUAUGUUAGCCGCAGCUUCAAAUGUCUUCUUCCGAUUGCUCACUACAGAGCUUUCGGAUAUGGGAGGUAGAAGUAGUAGUGAAUCGAGUAUGAUAAGUUCCACAUUUGGUGAAGCAACAACGGCUGAUUUUAACGAUGACACAGAGUGUCUAAUACGUAACGAGUCAAGAACUUUGAGAAUGUGGGAACAUUUGAAACGUCGAUCCAGCUAUCAAGCUCUACCACUAAUCGAAUCAAAGAAAUCAACAGAUCUCUACAAGGAUUUACAUCAUCCGAUAUUUCAAAAUAUACGUAUUGUUCAAAUGGAAAAUAAUCGUGGCGUGAAUGUAACACAGACAAUUGUCACAAUGACAAAAAUCAUCACACCACAAGCAAUGAAUCAGUGUCUUAAAUUUAUAUACACUGGAACAAUAGAAAAGGAAUUUCACAAUCUUCAGACUGCUCCAAUCGGAUUACUUUUGGAAAUAAAACAAGCAGCUGACUUCUUAGAACUGCCUCAACUAACACUGCUCCUUUCUAAGCCGCAAAAUGUUUUAGCUAGUCUAUCAGAAGAACCAAUUCAACAUUAUUGCUUAAGUAUUAAGGAGAAUAUGGAAAAACAUUGUAUAGGCGAUGGUUAUUUUAGUGAUGUUACCUUUGAGCUGGACGAUGGUCACAUGAAAGCACAUCGUUCUAUUCUAGUAGCUAGAUGUGAUGUGAUGCGUGCAAUGUUAACUGGCGACUUUCGAGAAGCACAUUCAAGUGUUAUUGUAUUUCCUGGCGUUACGGUCUAUACAUUCCACAAGCUUCUAUGUUAUCUCUAUACAGAUGAAAUUCCUGCAGUUUCUGCGGAUAAAUGUUUAAAUCUUCUGGAAUUAGCAAACAGGCUUUGUUUACCGAGAUUAUUGAACUUGGUCGAGUGUAGAGCGAUUGAAGAUUUGACUUUAAUAUCACAAAACGAGACAAAUGAAACAGUUGAUCAUUGUUUAAAGCUGCUUGAAGCAGUAAAGCUUCAUAACGCACACCAAUUGGCCGAAUGGUGUAUGUCUUAUCUGUGUGUCAAUUACAAUAUUAUUUGUAAGUUCUCAUUAAAAGGCUUAAAAGCCCUGCAUCAGGAUAAUCAGGAAUAUCUGCGUGAGCAUCGAUGGCCACCAGUAUGGUAUCUUAAAGACUAUGACUACUAUCAGCGAUGCAUUAAUGAGAUGAAUAAGGAAUUGAAAGAUGCACGUGGUGAUUCACCAAGUGACGACGAGGGAUGCUUAUGCUUUACCGGAGUAUUUUCUUGGCUAACAGGUAAAAGUCGAAGAGGCGAUAGCAAUAACAGCAACAACAACGAUGCUGAGGGAAAUCAAAUAUUUAACAGCACUGCAAAUUCAAUUAAUCACAUUGAUAUGGAGCAGGAAGUUGAUUUGAAUCUCUGACAUCCAGCCUUGGGGCAGAGAAGAUCACUGCGGUUUAUAGUGAUUCUGCCCGUAUUGAUAUGUUUUAUUUGUACUAUAUUAAGUAUAUUAAUUUUAUUCCAAAUCUACACAUAGCAAAUCAAAUUUUUAUAUAUUGUCCACAAACCAACUAAAUUCGAAACUAAAAGAAUAUAAAAUAAAAAUAAUAAAAUCGAAUUGCAAUUCAAUUAAAAACUAAAAAUGAACAACAACAAAAAAUAAAUAAAAAAUAAAAUCCAUAAGUUUAUUUUUUUAGCCCUUACAAUUUAUAUAUAAUAAAUAAUUACAAAAUAUAACAAAAAGAAAAUAAACUGGAAUUUAUAUAAACAAUUAAGCUUUCUAUUUAUCCAUAAACAAAAAAAUAAAAUUAAAUAAAACAUAACAAAAUCUUCUUUCCUUAACACAACCAGUAAAAAUCUCUUUAAUUUUAAUUAAUUAUUUCGAUGAAUAUUUAUUUUUGUUCUGUCCUAAAUCAUUUUAAUAAAACUUUCUUUUUUAUAAGUAAAAAAACAAAAUAAAUACAAAACAAAUUUAAAAUAUUUAUAAAAUAAACGUUCUCUAUGUUUCAAUCUGUAUACUUUUCCAAACAAUCCUUUUAAGUACCUUAAUCCAAUUUUUAAAUACGUAUAUAAAAUUAUAUAUAUUUAUUUAUAUAUUUAUGUAAGUAUAUAUAUAAGUAUAUAUAUAUUUAUGUAUAUAUUGCACAAUUGCAAAUGAGAAUUACUUAGAAAUAUAUACAACAAAAAAAUAAAAUAAUAAAAUUAUAUUUAAGAACAUUAUAGUUUGCAAUAAACAAAAAAAUAAAAUAGAAAUAUUAAUUAAAAAUUAAUUAAAAUUAAAUACCAUUGAAUGAAUUUAUUGUACAACAAUUUUAUUAAAAUUAUUCAUAUUAUAUAUAUGUAUCUUAAUAUAUAUACAUUUUGUACAGUCUCAAAACAAAAGUGGUUGUCUAAAACAAAACAAAAAAGAUUUUAAUAUGUUUAAAACAUAAAAUAUUUUUAAUUCUAUCUGACCACUGAAUAUAUAAAUUGCUAAAUACCAUGCCAUAACAUUCACUCAGCAGACAAUGUAAUCUCAUAAGUUAUAGGCGGUAGUUCACUGAUCUCUUGAACAUUUUUUUAAAUCUUAACUAUAAAAUUAGCUAUUUAUUUAACAGUAUGUCGUCGCGUGGAAUUUAAUUGAAGGAAUAAAAUUAGCUUUCAGGCUGGUCCUGUCAGUAUUCCUUCAAAUAAAUAAAUUCUUAAGGUUAUUGGAAAACGAAGAUUUAAUCAGUCAGUAGACAUUUUCACAUUCCAACUAAGGUCUCCAGCUUGAUUCACUGGAUUGAUUUCUAGCUUUUCAUCUUUAUUUAAUUCGAUUUUUCAAUAUAAAAGAAUCCUUAAACUGCCUUGAUAUCAUGCAAAGAGAAUUUGCAUUUCAAUAAUAAUUUCCAAAGCAGAAAUACUUUAUUAAACUUUCAAAAAUAAUUGCGUUUUAGUCUUCAAAUAAAUUUCAUUUUCAUAUUUAAACAGAGCUACCAAUUAUACUUGUCCAUAUAAUGAAAAUGCUUCGUAUAACAGUAGGAGUAGAUUGAUCAAGUUAUAAGCUAUCUUUAAGUCGUUCCGUACUGCCAAUUGGUAUUUGGGAUGUAUGAUGAUUCCUAUCGGGAGAUUGAGUAUUUGGGGUAUUUUCAUAGAGUGUAUUGUGUUUGAAUCUUUGGUGUAUUAGAGCAUUACAACUCCCUAGAAUGUGGUCUAGUGUUUCUUCUUGUUAAUUGCAGGUCCAAAAUUUGUAGGUGACCUCUUAAUUUGCAGAGGCCCAUGAAAAGACCUGUGAUUAUCCUGAGGAUAUUUCUAUUUAAGCUGAUAUAGGAUUUGAAAAGCUCUUUGUUGUAGUUCCCGAGAAUCAUUUUGGCAUGUCUCAGUUUUGGUAGUUGGCAUUGCCCAGUCUUUUGCCCUUUUGGUCUCGUCGUCUUUUUUUGUUUUGUUUCGAAUAUUAUUUUAUUCUUUCCCGAAAUAAGGCUUGGGUCCUAUUAAUAAGAAAAUUGGUCCCGAUUUUGCUAAAGAGUCCGACUCCUCAUUUCCCUAGACACCGACGUGCCCGGGUACCAAAUGGACCCAAGAGUUUUGGGUAAAAACAGUGCAUUGUUUUAAGACGUUUUAAUUAAUUUGUUCCAUAUUACCAAUUGGUAUGGCCUCAAGCCCCAAAUACAAUUGUCUGUUAAUUUUUUUUAAAUUAAAUAAAAUUGAUGAUCUAGUAAGAUUUACUGACGAAUUGUACACGAAUGUAACUGACCUAUCGCGGUUCGUUAAACGCAAACAAAAAAUAUUCUGAAUUAAAUGAUUCUCUUUCAGAAUUAAAUUCCACAAAACUGAUAUUGUAAAUGACUUUCAUUUAAUACAGAAAUGUAGCUAUAAAAACAAUACGGACUUUAUAAAAUCAACAUACAUUAUGCAAAUAUAUAAGAUGUAGCUUAAUAUCCUGCAGUUAGCCGUCCUUGUAUCAUGAAUUCAUGAAUAAGAUGUAAUUUUAUUUUUUUCAAAGUUAUUUGCUGCUCAUCUUAAAUAAUACUAAACGCAUACUUAGCGAUAAACUUGCCAUUUUUAAUUUUGAAUAAACCGCUAUUACAUAUGAGAUUACUCUAUAUAAAAUUAUUAUUAUUUGUCUCAAACUGUAUUUUAAUUAUAAAUUUAAAGAAAACAAAAAAUACAAUUUCACAUGUAACAAACAAAAACAAAGCCUUAGGGAUUCGUAGGAAGUUUGUAGUCUAUCUAUUCUAGGCUUAAAAAAAAAAAAUAAUCCGCCAUUUUUCGCAAACAUGUAUAAAAAUAGUUAUAGUAAAUGAAUAUUUAGAUUUUCGCCAAAACAAAACAAAAUACAAAUGAAACAAAAAAUAAAAAAAUACAAAUUACUAAAAAAAAAAUAAAACAAAGAGAAUUAUUAAAUGUUAUUGUUGCCAGUAUUAUUUUAUUUGUUCUUAUAAUUAUUUUUUGUUUAAUUAAAUGUGCAAUAAUAAAUUAUUAUAUACUUUAAUUAUAUGUAUAUUAUUUUCUUAUUAUAUAGCAAUUAAUGCAAUUUAAAAUAUUUCAAAAUAGACAAAAAAAAAAAAACAAAAUGCUUACUAAAUAAAAAGUAAAAAACAAACAAUAUUAAACCAAUAUUACGUCGUAUAAUGGGACAUACACAAUUAUAUAAAUUAAAAAAAAAAUAAAAACAAA